Molecule: messenger RNA, 917 nt
Organism: Jatropha curcas
Lineage: Eukaryota; Viridiplantae; Streptophyta; Magnoliopsida; Malpighiales; Euphorbiaceae
Source: RefSeq, a predicted model, not a curated record
UUAUUCCAUUUCCUUUUUAUAGAUAAAAUUGAAAGAUACUUUGUUGUUUCAGGUAAAAGGUACAGAAAGCAGCACAAACAACAGUCGCGGCCUGCAGAUAAUGUCAAUCUUUGAUAGAAUUUAUUAGCUGUGGAGUCCAAAGUGGGGCAUCUGGUAGUUGACUUGGGUUCUUGGUCCUCUACCAAGAAAAUGAAGACACACUUUUAAGUUCAUCGAUUGAGCUUCUGAAUCGUGGAAUCCAAAUUGGUACUUGCAGGAGAAGAAGAAGGAAAUGGAGAUACAGCAAUCAGGGAGGGUGAGAUUGUCUUUCAAGAACGCCACGAUAGUCUUAACCGUCUUGAAUGUAAUCACUGCCCUUUUCUUGCUCCAAGGUUUUCUUUCCUCUGCCUCUACCCGCAACAAUGGAGUCUCAGCUAGUCAAUUCAAUUCAGUUGAGCAGAGGCACAUCAAGGAGUCUGAAGAGAUACGUCUUGCGAUGCAACCUUGGAAACUGAUCAAACGAGUGAAGGAAAUUGAGCAAGAAGCAAAUGCAGAAGUAGAAAUAAUCCAACAGAAAGAUGUGAAGCAAACUGCUGCUGUUGAUCUUUCUAAGAGAUUAAAGGAUUUCCGUGCUAUUAAUGAUGCUGCCAGCUUAAAAGCUCUAGAGGAAUGGCGUAAAAGAAAGAUUGAACGAGCCAGAUUACGACAACUGGAGAAAAAUGGAACAGCAACCUCUCAAGUUUGAUGACCUUCCACGAGUUUCCAUGGCUAUUUGAACAUGUAACCUUUUACUACAUUAUCAAAAAAUGUAUACGUGUGUAUAUUGCAAUUAUGGUUUUAUACAAAACAAAGAGAUAACAUCUGAAGCCUAUAAUUAAAAGUUUUCUUUUCCUACAACAGAGUAAACGUUGGCAUGGUCAACAUUCACUUCUCUAUCA